Messenger RNA from Cooperia oncophora, 696 nucleotides. The record is from the annotation of a GenBank genome assembly. Lineage: Eukaryota; Metazoa; Nematoda; Chromadorea; Rhabditida; Trichostrongylidae.
AUGGCACAGUGGUGGUAUCAGAUAAUGAUAAGGCGGAAAUGUUGGCCGAGGUUUUUGAAAAAGUUUAUGCUAAGCAAAACCCGUCAUGAAAUUCUUGAAAUCAUCUCUAAAUGGCGUAAUUCUUCUUCUGCUACCCCAGAUGGUAUCCCAUUCCUUUUCAUAAAGAAGAUGGCUGAUGUCAUUUCGGCACCACUUGAAUUCCUUUUCAAUUUGUUGUUUUUCCAAGCUGUUGUUCCGCGUAGCUGGCGGCAUGCAUAUGUCAUUCCAAUCAGGAAGAAACCUCCACACUGUGAUCCUAACAACUACAGGCCUGUUAGUAUCACAUCAGUGUUUUGCAGACUUUCUGAAAAAAUACUCAAGAAGGUCAUUAUUCGUCACAUAACAUGUAACCAGGUCCUAUCCGACCAUCAACAUGUAACUCUCAUGUUGGAAGCAAUGAAUGAUUGGACAUCAGUAUUGGAUGCUAAAAAAAGUGUAGACGUCAUUUAUUUUGAUUUCCAAAAGGCCUUUGACAAAGUCUCCCAUCCCAUCUUAUUACAUAAACUCGCGCGAAUCGGGGUUCAUGGAAGGAUAGACAAGUGGAUUGAAGAAUUUCUCGCUGAUCGCACCUUUCAAGUGUUGGUGAAUGGUCAUGCUUCCACGGUCCGACAUGCUAUCAGUGGGGUUCCCAAGGAAGUGUCUCCCCAUUUCAUUUAA